GCUGUUUGUUGGUAUAUUCCUCAUCAUCCUGUUAUCAACCCUAAAAAGCCUGGAAAAUUAAGAAUUGUUUUUGAUUGUGCAGCUGUCUAUCAAGGUUGUUCUCUUAACGAUCAGCUUUUGAGAGGACCUAAUACUGUAAAUAGUUUAAUUGGUAUACAUCUACGAUUCAGAUUAUGCAACGUAGCAUUAGCCGCUGACAUCGAGGAGAUGUUCCUUCAAGUAAAGAUCCCGAGAAGAGAUAGGGGAGCGUUUCGACUAUUAUGGUGGGAAGACGGUGAUAUAGGACGAAAGGCUAAAGAAUAUUGUUUGACAGUUCAUCCGUUUGGAGCCGUGUCCUCUCCCCUUUGCGCUAAUUUCGCUCUUCGGAGGACGGUAGAUAUAUUCGGAAAGGAAUUGAAUAAAGAUGUCCAGGAAGUUGUAGAUAAGAGUUUCUAUGUCGACGACUAUUUAACUUCAAUUGAUAACGUGCAGGAUGCAAUCGAGCUUGCAAAAACCCUUGGUUUACUACUCAGAAAAGGUGGGUUCAGACUUACCAAGUGGAUAAGUAAUUGUUUACAUGUUCUCGAAUCAAUUCAUCCAGAAGAGAGAGCAGAAGCCGUAAAAGAGAUUGACUUUGACAGACUUCCUACGGAACGCACAUUGAGAUUAUUUUGGAAUACUGUGGUUGAUGCGUUUGAAUUUAAAGUUCGCAUACCGAAAUGCCCUCUCACUAGGCGAGGUAUAUUGUCGAGUGUAGCUUCAUUACACGACCCCUUGUGAUUGUUUGCACCAUACAUACUUCCUAUGAAGCAGUUACUUCAACGUUUGAGUAAAUUGGGACUAGGAUGGGACGAAGAGAUCUCAAGUGAGGAAGGCAAACGCUGGUUAGAGAUUUUAAGUGGAUUUCAGAAGGUUGAGAACGUUAGUUUUCCACGCUGUGUAUUAUUCCCACAGUCAGAUCGCUCGCUCCUGGAACUUCAUAUUUUCUGUGACGCCUCGGAAGUUGGAUAUGAGGCGGUGGCAUACAUCCGUUCUUACAUUGAUGCUACUAUUAUAAAGAAGCCUAAACCUCAUUCUCUUUCGGAUGCUAUGACUAGCAAUGGAAAUAGUAGCCAUCAGAACCUUAGUAGUGACAGUGAUAAUAAGGAGAUAGAAAGUGUCAGCAGUCCACUUAUAGUGACUAGUCUAUCAACUUCAUCGAAUGAGCCUCCUUGUGUUUCGACGUCAUUGGACCUCGUCACGAAUGUUAAGUUGAUCGAAGAUGCACAAGGUUGUGCAACUGUAACUGUUCCUAUUCCGGUUGACUGUCAGUCGAGUGAUGAUGAGAAGAAAGUGUUUGAUGGUAACAGCCAGUCUACAGUGUUGUGUGAUGACGAUGCUAUUGAUGAGCAUAUGUCUUGUGUCUCUGAGACGGAUGCUAAUGCAGACCGAAUCGACGCGACUUGUCUGACAGAACGGAAUCAUAAUGACGAUGAUAAUAAUCUGGAUGUCACUGAUGUGACAAAUGAUUUGUCGACGUUGACGAAUGCUGAUCAAACCUCUGUACCAGGAGAUGGAGAGUUGAAUAUUGUUCCAAUGUUAUGCCACCUAGAGUCUUCGGGAGACGAGGAAACGUCAAAAUCGGAGAUCCUGCCCUUGCAUAUUAUCUAUGGGUCAAGAACUUCUGUUGAUAAGUCAGCAUCACGGGCUUCAUCGUAUCUGCUGUUUGGAGCAAUGGGUGGUGGAUUAACGACUCAUCCCCAUGAGGUGGAAAGUAAAUCUCUAAGAGGAUAUGACCAGCUUUACGACGUGUUGCACAUGUUCGUGUGGGUGAAUUGGAUAAGGUUUAUACUACCGUUAGGUCAUGCUACGAUAGAUAGGGGAAUCAAGGACCUGAUGGGAAUGUACAGGUUCAUAGUUUGAUAGGUCAUAUCCAUGUUGGAGGGCGGGUAGGCGUACUGCUGUAAGUCCUACUCGUUCUUCCGGUGUGGAUUAGGGGAUGAGAAUGAACCGUAAAUUGAAGUGUUAGAAAGGGCUUGUUUUGCUUAGAGGGAUAUUGUGGGCCGGUGUAGAAUUUAUAUUGAAUGUUUGUUGUUGAUUGCUUGUGAUGCACAUACUUGGAUUGUUGUUAUAUAUUUUUGUCGGUGAAAAGAACCAAGGUUCUUUUGGUCGGGAGUGUUACGGGAGAAACGAAGACAUUUUGCUGAUCAAAACCUUCAUGUAUAAAUAUCAUUAAUUUCACUGUUUUUGGGUACAUUUGUUUUACUUAACUUGUGAACUUGUUUGAAUUAUUAUUUGCGGACAUUUUGGACUCCCGUUUCUCCUUGUUGUUCGUUUGCAGUUUUUUGCUCCAAGAGCUAAUAAAUUAGAAGAACGACAUUGGUCGUCUAUUUGUAAUACAGCAUUUUGGUCGAAUUUGUGAUUUGGAAUAAACUUUGGUAUCUACUUUGGAGUUUCGUUCUUGGUUUAAAAUUUGGGACCGUGAAUUACAAAUAGUUCGACAACCGUGCUUCGUAGAAUCAACGGGCAAAAAACUGGACGUAACAGA
Molecule: messenger RNA, 2506 nt
Organism: Schistosoma turkestanicum
Lineage: Eukaryota; Metazoa; Platyhelminthes; Trematoda; Strigeidida; Schistosomatidae
Source: the annotation of a GenBank genome assembly